CCAGCGUUGGCACUGAGCUUAGUCCCAACAGAAGCCGAGAGGAGGACAACAGGCACUUUUCAGACUGCCUUCUGCGGAACUAGUACUGUCUACAUCAUGUGUUGUCUCAGCGUAUUUUUGACACACAACUAACCAACCUGAGAGCUUGUGUUUUAGCUUUCUUCUGAGUUUAUGAGCUGUAAUAUUCUUAUCUGAAGUUGUCUUUUCUUGUCCGGGAAUCGGAUCAAUCAAGUCGAUCGUCAUUUAUUGUGGCUUUUCAAGAAACAACAAAAAAGUUCAAGACGCGUGUUUUUGUUUUAAUACUUUUGGUUAAGUUCACGUAAAGCCGAUUGCGCAUCAGUGCUUGGGGGUUUGAAAAUACGGUUUUGCAAAAUGGACUUAAACUGCAACUAACUCGGGGUACUUUUGCAGUGACCCAAGUAUCAAGAAUAAUCGAAAGACUUGUUUUUUCCCCUACUUUUUUGGAUAAAGAUCAAUCAUGGAAGAAGAGGGGAAACAGAACGGCGUCCUCCACAGCACCAAAGAGUCGGACCUCCAGCAACGCUUGAGGCUCUGUGUUUUACAUGAAAUCUUGAACACAGAGAGGGAUUACGUUCGGGUAUUGCUUUUCCUUCAGUCGGCCUUUUUGCACAGAAUCCGACAAACUGCAGAGGAGCAACAGUGUCUGUCACCUGAGCAUGUCAAGACCCUGUUUUCCAACAUCGAGUGCAUCCUGGACGUUCACAAAGAGGUUCUGUCUGCAGUGGAGGCCAGCCUGCAGCCGGAGCCGCAGCCCGGGCACGCUCUUGGACACGUCUUCCUCCAGUUUAAGGGGCGGUUCUCUGUGUACGGGGAGUACUGCAGUAACCACGAGAAGGCCCUGCGGCUGCUGAUGGAGCUCAACAAGAACCCCGAAAUAAGGACCUUCCUCCUGCACUGUAUGCUGUUGGGAGGGAAGAAGAGCACAGACAUUCCCCUGGAGGGGCUCCUGCUAUCACCCAUUCAGAGAAUCUGCAAGUACCCCCUCUUACUGAAGGAGCUGCUGAAGCGGACGCCCAAGAAGCACACAGACUACCGUGCGGUGGAGGAGGCCCUGCAGGCCAUGAAAGCAGUGUGCUCCAACAUCAACGAGACCAAGAGGCAGAUGGAGAAAUUGGAGGCCCUGGAGCAGCUGCAGUCGCAAAUCGAGGGCUGGGAGGGCACCAAUCUGACUGACAUCUGCACCGAGCUGCUGCUCCACGGUAACCUGCUCAAGAUCUCCGCCGGCAACAUCCAGGAGCGAGUCUUCUUCCUGUUUGACAACCUCCUGGUCUACUGCAAGAGGAAGUCCAGGGCAACUGGGAAGAAAUCCACAAAGAGGACCAAGUCCAUCAAUGGCCCCCUGUACGUGUUCAGAGGAAGAAUCAACACAGAGGUGAUGGAAGUGGAAAACGUUGAGGAUGGAACAGCUGACUACCACAGCAACAACUACACGGUGACCAACGGCUGGAAGAUCCACAACACGGCCAAGAACAAGUGGUUCGUCUGCAUGGCUAAGAACCCAGAGGACAAGCAGAAGUGGCUCGACGCCAUCUUGAGGGAACGGGAGCAGAGAGAGAGUCUGAAGCUAGGGAUGGAGCGGGAUGCCUACGUUAUGAUUGCCAAGAAAGGCGAGAAGCUCUACCAUAUGAUGAUGACCAAGAGCCGCCACCUGAUCAAGGACCGGCGCCGAAAGCUGACUACCGUGCCCAAGUGCUUCAUGGGAAAUGAGUUUGUGUCGUGGCUGAUAGAGAGCGGAGAGAUCAGCAAGUCAGACGAGGGGGUCAACUUGGGUCAAGCUCUGCUGGAGAACGGAAUCAUCCACCACGUGUCAGACAAGCACCAGUUCAAGAAUGAGCCUGUGUUUUACCGUUUCCGCUACGAUGACGGCACCUACAAGGCCAGGAGCGAGAUGGAGGACAUCAUGUCAAAGGGCGUGAGGCUUUACUGUCGUCUGCAUAGCCUGUAUAACCCUGUCGUCAAGGAUAGAGACUACCAUUUAAAAACCUUCAAGUCUGUGUUGCCUGCCAGCAAACUGGUAGACUGGCUCUUGUCACAGGGUGAUUGUUCCACACGUGAGGACGCGGUGACAAUGGGGGUCGGACUGUGUAACAACGGCUUCAUGCACCACGUUCUGGAGAAGACCGAGUUCAAAGACGAGUCACAGUUCUUUCGUUUCUACGCCGACGAGGAGAUGGAGGGUACCAGCUCCAAGACCAAGCAGCUGCAGCGCAACGACUUCAAGCUCAUCGAGAACAUCCUGGUCAAGUCCCUAGUGAUUCACCCAGAGGAGGAAGACUACGGCUUUGAGAUUGAGGAGAAGAACAAGGCCAUCGUGGUGAGGUCUGUCACCAGGGGCUCUCGCGCCGAGAUGGCGGGGCUGCAGGAGGGUAGGAAGAUCUUCACCAUCAACGAGGACCUGGUGUUCCUCAGGCCCUUCCAGGAGGUGGAGACCAUGAUCAACCAAGCCUUCUGCAUCCGCCGCUCCUUACGCCUGCUGGUCAACACCAAGACCAAGGAGAUUGUGAAGAUUCCAGACACUCCCGGUGCCCUGUCCUUCAAACUCAGUGGCUCCGCCCCACCUCAUGUACACGCAGUAAGGAAAGGGUCGGAGGCGGCGGUGGCAGGACUCCAGCCAGGUCAGUGCAUCCUGAAGGUGAAUGGCAACAACAUGAACCAUAGCGACUACCAGGAGGUCCUGGAGCACUUCACCUCCCACCACGACCAGCAGGAUCAGCCCGACAUGUGUCAGUGGGUGUACCGUGUGUUUGAGGAUGUGGAGGAGGGGGGCCCGUUCAAGGCCCGCACAGCAGAGAAAUGCUCAGACAUCGAUGAGGAGAACGGCAGGAAUGGAACAGACUGCAGUGGGGGCCUGAGCCGGCUGUCUCUGUCUGAUGACACGGUGCCCCUGGUGAGCAUGACGGUGGACAACGUGCACCUGGAGCACGGCGUGGUGUACGAGUAUGUCAGUACUGCCGGCAUCAAGAGCCACGUCCUGGAGAAGAUGGUGGAGCCCAAGGGCUGCUUCAGCCUUACUGCGAAGAUCCUGGAGGCCUUUGCAAGCGACGACAGUCAUUUUGUGCGUAACUGCAGCCAGCUGAUCUCGCAGAGUGACCGCGUGAUGUCCAUGCCCCAAUUUGAGUUCAGGAACAUCUGUGAUACCAAGCUGGAGAGCAUCCGCCGGCGAAUCAGCAGAUACCAGCAGUUUGCCCAGGAGCUGAGGAAAAAGGCGUGCCCCACAUUCAAGCAGGCAGGCGUACUGGCCCACCCGCUGGGCUGCAUGGACUUUGUGCCCACCAACUGCCACGUCAACCUGAUGCAGGUGUCCCAACCCAAGACCCCCAUGGUGUCCGGCAGGGCCUUCAGCUUCCGCUUCGGACGCAAGAACUCCUUCUACGGCCUGGACCCCAACCAAGCUAACCUGUCUCACAUGUCUCACACCCAGCACUGUGUGACUAGCAUGGGUGCCCCGUCUUACAGCUGCAGCGGUCUCGGGGAGGAGGAGGAUGGUGAGGGGGACAUCGAGGGCUAUGGAGAGGGCGUCCCAGACAGGCUCAAACAGGAGGACAUGGAGAUCCAGGAUGCAUACAUCCGCCUCUACAGCCGCCUGAACAUCGCCGUGCAAGAGAUGAGGCAGUACGUCACCCAAAUAGACGCCCUCCUUUUUUCGAUCACGGAGCCCACCCAGCCGCAGGGCAGCGAGUCCCCAGCCUACGAGGCCAUUCAGCCCCCUUCCGUGACCCCCGAAGAGGGGGACCAGGAAAAGGCGGAGCACGGGGGCAUCAAGAGGGUCUGCUUCAAGGUGACGGAAAAGGACCAAGAGGACUCGGGCCAAGACACCAUGAGCUACAGGGACUCCUACAGUGAAUGUACCAGUAACAGGGAUUCCGUCUUGUCGUACACAAGUGUACGUAGCAACAGCUCUUACCUGGGGAGUGACGAGAUGGGUUCAGGUGAUGAGCUGCCCUGUGACAUGAGUAUUUCCUCCGACAAGCAGGACAAGCUGCACGGCUGUUUGGAGCACCUUUUCAACCAGGUGGACUCCAUCAACAGCCUGCUCAAAGGGCCCGUCAUGACCAAGGCCUGCGAGGAGACCAAGCACUUUCACACUGACAACACUAAGCCAGAGUUCCGUCACACUGAAGACUGGACGGUGCGCUGUCACAUCAUCCACAAGAACAGCCAGGAGGACCCUUGGAACCUGCCCAGCUCUAUUAAGACACUGGUGGAGAGCCUGCAACGAUUUGUGGAUGAUGGGAAGAACCAGGUGCUUCUGGCCCUGCUCAAAUGUACAGACACGGCUCUGCAGCUGCAGCGGGACGUGAUCUUCUGCCAGAGUGCGGUGAGCGCUGUGUGCACACUGGCCGAGCAGCUCCUGGCGGCGCUGCAGGCGCACUUCAACAACGCUGGAGAGUACGAGGAAGACUGCAAGGACACGAGCCGUAAGUGGCUGGAGCAGGCGGCCACCAUCGGCGUGCUGCUCAACUUCCAGGCAACGCUGGCGCCCCACGUGAAGGAGGAGAGGACGAUGCUGGAGGAUACCCAGGCAGCCCUGUUGGACCUGGACAAAGUCACAGUGUUCUUCCGCCAGCUGGAGGAUGAAUGCCUGGUUGCAAACACGCCGGUGUGUUACCACGUGGAGGGCACCCGGCAGGCCCUGAGGGUCACCAUGUACCUGGACAGCUGCCACUUCAGUGAGCUCCCCACGCGCCUGCGGAACGGGGGCAGCCUCAAACUGCACACUGUGCUCUUCACUAGCGCCCUGGAGAGGCCAGAGGGAGUGUCCGAGCAGGACUACGUGUCCGUAGAAGAGUUCCAGCAACGCACCAACGCCGUCGCACUGGAAAGGGUCAAAGCCUACUACCGAAAACUCAGGGCUUUUUACCUGGAGAAGUCAAAUCUUCCCACCGACUCCAACACCACAGCUAAGAAGAUAGACCAGCUCCUCAGACCCCUCAACACUCUGGACGACCUGUGUCGUCUGAUGAAGUCAUAUGUCAACGUGCAUCCCAAUGCCGCAGGCCACCCCUCUGGCGUCGGCGUCCUGUGUGUGUCCUCCGAGCUGUGCAACCGCCUGGGCGCAUGCCAUAUCACCAUGUGUGCUACUGGCAUGCAGAGGUGCACCCUGAGUGUGACCCUUGAUCAGGCCAUGAUCCUGGCACGGAACCACGGCCUCAUGCCCCGCUGCAUCAUGCAGACCAUGGACAUCAUGCGCAAACAGGGCACCAGGGUAGAGAUCUCGGCUAAAAACCUCAAAGUGAUGGACCAGAUGCCGCCCGCAGCCCCAAGGCUCUUCAAGUUGUGUCUGCCACCCGAAGAUGGAGAUCUAUAAGAGACUAAGCAUCGCUGUGUUUUUAUUCCGCUCAUUUAUUUAGUCAAGAUAGUCCACUCAGUAACAAUUGUCACUGUUUUCCAGUGAGUCCUCAGUUCCAUAGAAUCAAUAAAAACAUAUACAGCAUACCCAUUGGCAUACAUACAAAAGCAUAUCUAAAAUCACAGCAUGCACAGAAGCACACACAUCAUACGCGGUAGCAUACAAACAAAACAAGGCUCACAUUACAGCUAUAUGUACUGCUCUUUUGAAGGUGGACAUGCUAGAUAGCUCUCGUGUGGAUAAGUCCAGCUUGUUCCAGUACAACGGUCCAAAGACCUGCAGACUGCCUUGAAUGGCCAUAUUUUUCGCUAAUGGUUGUGCCAGUAGGUACGGGUCCAAUUGGUCAUAGGCUUUGACUGCUGCUCUGGUGUGCCCCCGGAGGAUGGGUGGAGACUCCCACCUGAACAGGUCUGACAUGUAUUCAGGCAGUCUGUGCUGUGUGUCGUUGAAAACAGUCACUGGGGCGUUGUAAUGGAUCAUGACCGUCAGUGGUUCGAUUCCAGCUUUUUACAGAAGAACCUCUGUUUUCAUGUGUUCCCUCCGUGAAUGCCCGGUCAUGUUGAUGAUACGCUGUAGCCGGUUAAGACCUGUCUUAUUGUCCUGAUGUAGGGUGGGAAGACAUACUGUGGCACAGUAGUCCAGGUGAGUUGUUAUGGUGUGGUAAAUUGUCAGGAUGAUGCCCUUGGAGACAAAGUCCCCUGCUCUUUUUAGCCCAGACAGUAGUUUCCCUGUGACCAGGCUGGCGUGUUCAGUCCAGUGUAGGUGUGGGUCCGACUUCAUCCCCAGGUACUUCAUGGAGUUUACUUGUUCAUACGUGUUUUGUCCAUCUGUUAUUGUGAUGCUUUUGCCUGUGUAUCUCAGCUUUUGUGGGUUGCCAAACAGCAUUGCCUUGGUUUUCUGGGGGUAUAGGGAGAGCUUGUCGUCAGCAAACCAAGCUGCUGCCCUCUUGAUGUCGUUUGACACUGACUCCUCACUCUCCCUUGUGGUAUUUGCUGAGUAGUACAGGACUGUGUAAUCUGCAUAUACAGUACAUUCUGAAAGUAUUCAGACCCCUUGACCACAUUUUGCUACGUUACAGCCUUAUUCUAAAAUGGAUGCAAUAUUUUUUUCCUCCUCAAUCUACAUACCCCAUAAUGACAAAGCAAAACAGUUUUUUUAAACAUGUUUGAAAAUGUAUAAAAAAGAAAAAAACAUACCUUAUGUACAUAAGUAUUCAGACCCUUUGCUAUGAGACUCGAAAUUGAGCUCAGGUGCAUCCUGUUUCCAUUGACCAUCCUUGAGUUGUAGAAAACAACUUGAUUGGAGUCCACCUGUGGUAAGUUCAAUUAAUUUGACAUGAUUUGGAAAGGCACACACCUGCCUAUAGAAGGUCCCACAGUUGACAGUGCAUGUCAGAGCAAAAACCAAGCCAUGAGGUCGAAGGAAUUGUCCGUAGAGCUCCGAGACAGGGUUGGGUCGGCACAGAUCUGAGAAAAGAGCAAGAUGGUGCCGACAGAUAUGGUCGCCUCGCUUCACGUCCUUAGGAAACUAUGCAGUAAUGCGCAGACCAGCUGGCUGGUGUGUUUGCAGACAUAUUCAAUCAAUCCCUAUCCCAGUCUGCUGUCCCCACAUGCUUCAAGAUGGCCACCAUUGUUCCUGUUCCCAAGAAAGCUAAGGUAAUUGAAGUAAAUGACUAUCGCCCCAUAUCACUCACUUCUGUCAUCAUGAAGUGCUUUGAGAGGCUAGUAAAGGAUCAUAUCACCUGUACCUUACCUGCCACCCUAGACCCACUCCAAUUUGCUUACCGCCCCAAUAGGUCCACAGACGAUGUAAUUGCCAUCACACUGCCCACGGCCCUAUCCCAUCUGGACAAGAGGAAUACCUAUCUAAGAAUGCUGUUCAUUGACUACAGCUCAGCAUUCAACACCAUAGUACCCUCCAAACUCGUCAUUACACUUGAGACCCUGGGUCUCGACCCCGCCCUAUGCGACUGGGUCCUGGACUUUCUGACGGGCCGCCCCCAGGUAGUGAAGGUAGGAAACAACAUCUCCACCCCGCUGAUCCUCAACACUGGGGCCCCACAAGGGUACGUUCUCAGCCCUCUCCUGUACUCCCUGUUUACCCAUGACUGCGUGGCCAUGCACGCCUCCAACUCAAUCAUCAAGUUUACAGACGACACUACAGUGGUAGGCUUGAUUACCAACAAUGAUGAGACAGCCUACAGGGAGGAGGUGAGGGCCCUCGGAGUGUGGUGUCAGGAAAAUAACCUCACUCAACGUCAACAAAACAAAAGGAGAUGAUUGUUGACUUCAGGAAACAGCAGAGGGAGCAUCCACCUAUUCACAUCGACGGGACAGUAGUGGAGAAGGUGGAAAGUUUCUUUUAAGUUCCUCGGCAUACACAUCACGGACAAACCUGAAAUGGUCCACCAACACAGACAGUGUGGUGCAACAGCGCCUCUUCAACCUCAGGAGGCUGAAGAAAUUUGGCUUGUCACCUAAAACCCUCACAAACUUUUACAGAUGCACAAUUGAGAGCAUCUUGUCGGGCUGUAUCACCGCCUGGUACAGCAACUGCACCGCCCUCAACCGCAAGGCUCUCCAGAGGGUAGUGAGGUCUGCACAAUGCAUCACCGAGGGCAACCUACCUGCUCUCCAGGACACCUACAGCACCCGAUGUCACAGGAAGGCCAUAAAUAUCAUCAAGGACAACAACCACCCGAGCCACUGCCUGUUCACCCCGCUAUCAUCCAGAAGGCGAGGUCAGUACAGGUGCAUCAAGGCUGGGACCGAGAGACUGAAAAACAGCUUCUAUCUCAAAGCCAUCAGACUGUUUAACAGCCAUCACUAACAUAGAGAGGCUGACUUUAAAAAAUGGAUUUAAUAAUGGUAUCACUAGUCACUUUUAAAUAAUGGCACUUUAAUAAUGUUUACAUAUCCUAUGUUACUCAUCUCAUAUGUAUAUACUGUAUUUUAUACCAUCUAUUCCAUCUUCCCUAUGCCACACGGGCAUCGCGCAUCUAUAUAUGUAUAUGUACAUAUUCUUAUUCCAUCCCGUUACAUUGUGUAUAUAAGGUAGUCAUUGGGAAUUUGUUCGAUAUUACUGUACUGUCAGACUAGAAGCACAAGCAUUUCGCUACACUCUCUUUAUCUUCUAAAAAUGUGUAUGUGACCAAUUAGAUUUGAUCUGGGAAAGGUAAUAAAAAUAGUCUGCAGCAGUGAAGUUCCCCAGGAACACAGUGGCCUCCAUCAUUCUUAAAAGGAAUAAGUUUGGAACCACCACAACUCUUCCUAGAGCUGGCAGCCCCCGGCCAAACUGAGCAAUAGGGGGAGAAGGGCCUUGGUCAGGAAGGUGACCAAGAACCCGAUGGUCACUCUGACAGAGCUCCAGAGUUCCUCUAUGGAGAUGGGAGAACCUUCUAGUAGGACAACCAUAUCUGCAGGACUCCACCAAUCAGGCCUUUAUGGCAGGGUGGCCAGACGGAAGCCACUCCUCAGUAAAAGGCACAUGACAGCCUGCUUGGAGUUUGCCAAAAGGCACCUGAAGGACUCGCCGAUCAUGAGAAAGAUUCUCUGGUCUGAUAAAACGAAGAUUCAACUCUUUGGCCUUAAUGCCAAGCUUUACGUCAUGAAGCAUGGUGGUGGCAGCAUUAUGCUGUGGGGAUGUUUUUCAGCGGCGGGGACUGGGAGACUAGUCAGGAUCGAGGGAAAGAUGAAAGAGCAAAGUACAGAGAGAUCCUUGAUGAAAACCUGCUCCAGAGUGAUCAGGACCUCAGACUGGGUUGAAGUUUCACCUUCCAACAGGACAACGGCACUAAGCACACAGCCAAUACAACACAGGAGUGGCAUUCAGAAUGUCCUUGAAUGUCCUUGAGUGGCCCAGCCAGAGUCUGAACCCUAUCAAACAUCUCUGGAGGGACCUGAAAAUAGCUGCGCUGCAACACUCCCCAUCCAACCUGACAGAGCUUGAGAGGAUCUGCAUGGAAGAAUGCGAGUACCUCCCCAAAUAUAGGUGUGCCAAGCUUGUAGUGUCAUACCCAAGAAGACUCAGAACAAUAAACUGGGUAAAGGGUCUGAAGUUUUUUUUAACAUUUGCAAAAAUUCCUAAAAACCUGUUUUUGCUUUGUCAUUAUGGGGUAUUGUGUGUAGAUUGAUGAGGGGAAAAAAACUAUUUUAAUCCAUUUUAGAAUAAGGCUGUAAUGUAACAAAAUGUGGAAAAAAGUCAAGGGGUCUGAAUACUUUCCGAAUGCACUGUAUAUGUAUACGGCAUUUCUCCAGCACUGAUGGGCGAGGGUAAUUUAUGUAAAUGCAGAACAGCAGGGGUCCAAGCUCACUCCCUUGUGGUACUCCAUUUACCACAAGUACCUGGGCUGAUUGCGUGGCUUGCAGUUUGGUGUACUGACUUCUCCCCUGUAAGUAUGAUGUGAACCACUUGAUUGCAGUGCUGUCAAAGCCUAGUUUCUCAAGCUUCCUCAGGACCUUGUGUUGGUGACCAGUGUCAAAAGCUUUCUUCAAAUCCAAGAAGAUUGCUACUGUGACCGCCUGGCUGUUAUAAGCCGAUGGCAUGUCCUCCACAACCCUUUGCGCUGCUGUAGAUGUGCUGUGUAUCUUCCUAAAACCUCUUUGAUAGGCUGUAAAUAGGCUGUUGAGUGAGAAAUAGUUAGCAACUUGUGUGUGCACCAGUCUUUCCAACACUUUGGAGAUGGCACAUAGAAUUGACACUGGAUGGUCGUUGGCCACAUCCGAUUUAUCCACUGACUUGUAGAUUGGUGGUAUAGAAGCCAUUUUCCAUUGACAUGGGAGCUCCCCUUUUUGAGAUUGACAGAUUGAGGAUAUGAGUCAGCCGCCAUGGCAUUUCUCUUUUUUUUUAAAGUGCAAUUACUGUAGGCUAUUACUGCAAUAUGAAGGCAUUAGUUAUUUAUCGUACUGGGAAGGAGCAAUUGUAUUCCUCAAUAAUAUCAGGUAUUCAAGAAUUGAAAGCAUUCCAGCCUACACAUCAUGCAGUAUUAAAUGGAGUAAUGGCAUGCUAUGUUUUUUAAAGAACUUACCUUGGUCAUUGUAAUGCUUAUCAGUCUAAUGAUCUGAUAAAUGUGUUGAAAUUGAAUAAUAGAUCUAUUUUCAAUUCUUCUAUUUAAUUUUUUUUUACACUAACAUUUAGAUUUGUAUAUAUUUUGUUCACAUUUUCAAAUGUGCCUUUAUUCAUUUGAAAAAUGAAAGUUGAGUGUGAUACAAUGAAUACAACGAUACAAUGAAGUGUUAAAUUCAUGUGGUCCUUGGAGGCGAAGUCAAACAUAGAUACACACAUACACCAGAUAUCCCCAAAGCAAUGCCAUAUAGAAAACUUACCAUGACAUUUUCUCUCCCAUAUAGAUACUUCUGCACCCAAAUAUGAUAGCUAAUCCCUCAAGUUGUGAAAAGGAAUUCUCUGUAGGAGAGAAGAGAGUGCGUGAUACAAACCCUAUUGGCAUACGAUGACAAUACCACAAUACCGCCCUAUUAUAACCUAUUAUAAUAGUUUAAUAGGCCCAGAUAUGAUUUCAGUUCUGUGACUGUGGUAGGCAUUGGUGUGUCCUGUACCGCCUUUACUUUCUCUGGCACUGGAUGCCGUCCAGUAGCGUCCACCCUGUGUCCUAGGAAUGUCACUUCCUUCUCCAUGAAGCUGCACUUACUCCGUUUCAAGCGUAGCCCAGCCUCCUCCAGUCGCUGUAACACUUUGUCCAGUGUUCGGAUGUGGUCCUGAUCAUUUCUUCCUGUCGGGAGAAUAUCAUCGAGAUACACUGGGUAAUCCCCUGUGGAAUCUCCUCCAUAGUGUGCUGGAAGAUAAUGGGACUGGAGCUGACGCCAAAGGGUAACCUGGCUUAGGUGUAUCAUCCCUUGUGCGUGUUCACUGUGACAUAUUUCUUUGAAUCUUCAUCUAGCCCAAUCUGCUGAUAAGCAUGGCUCAUGUCUAGUUGGCUGAAUUUUUCUCCUCCAGGUAAGGACAUGAACAUGUCCUCCAUUGUAGGAAUGGGGUAUUAUUCUAGUGAUGACGUUCUGUUUAUAGGUACCACACAAUCUCACUGUACCGUCUGGUUUUAACACUGGGACUGACGGUGCUGCCCACUCUGACUGUGAUGUUACACUACAGCCAGUAUCUAUCUCCUACUUCACUUUACAUCCAUGUACAGUUAAAUACUGUCUAAGCGGAGGUACCUUAGUAAAGGUAGUGUCCACGUUGUGAAUAGUAAACACAUCCUCGCUACACUCUUCCUCUUCCUGUAUGAAAUUUGCCCUUUUCAAAUGUCUCGCUCUCUCCACCUUGAGUCGUUUUAGGAGCCUGCGUGAUCGUUUGGUCUGCGUCUGUAAUUCUGCAGGCCCUCUUUAUGUGCCCCAUUUGACCACUGUUGUGACACUUUUCUCACGUGGACUUGCACUCAUUAUCCUGCAUUCCUCCCAUCCUUGAAGACGACAUCGCUAGAUGUGUGAAAGGAGAUUUUACUCUAGGCUACCAACCAAGUCAUGUCAGAUCAGUAAUUAUUUCUGCAGCCUAUCAUCAUUGAUCCAAUGACUUAUUUCAAAAAAGGGAGAAUCCAUCCAUGAAUAUACUAAGCUAACAUAUAGAAUUGUUUUAAGAUGGUGAAAUCAUGGAUCAUUUAGCGAUUUGAUUUAGAAUUUUAUGACCCCUUUAGGUAUCCCCAAUAUUCCCCUAUAUUUUAUCAAAUGCAUUGAAUAACACAUUCAUAAAUGGAAAAAUACUGUAAAAAAAUGAAUCAGGUAUUGAAUUGUGUGUCCUAUACAGUAUCUAGGAGAUAUAAGAAAGCUCAGGAAAUAUGUCAUUUUUAUUUAAACAAUUACACAUAUUUAACCCUGUAUUUUUGGGGGCUCAAAUCUAAUCAUUUGUUUUUGUCACAUGGCUAAAUACAACAGGUGUAACCAUUACAGUGAAACGCUUACUUACAAGAAAAACGACCUCCAUACUUCCAUUUGUUUGUAUGGGUUACCUUUAAUAGAAUCUUAAGGAUUUUAAUAGUUGCCAUUACGCACAGAGGUUUUUAUUCUGAAUGUCUGUUUCGUCAUAAAACCAUAGCUGUUAGAAAGCUACUGUAGACUAUGCAAGGUGUUCGCCUAGGCGACGCUGCAGAACGGUGUAGUGAAUUUGGAGGGCAGACUGACAGGGACUCAAGCCCAUGUCUCUUUGCGGUCAGUGACCGUGCCAAUUGAGUUUCCUCAUUUGGUUGUGAUCAUAACACAUCAUGGCUGUUUUAAUAUAGUAUAUGCCUUUAGUCUGAAGUUGCCAGGGAGAAACUUGGUGUGUACGUGCGCGUUGACUGAUAACCCGCAGUCCCCGCGGUUAUCCUAUAUCUUUAUAGCCUUAAUAUUAACUCAUGCAGAAGCAUUUACUGCAGUAAAAUUAUACACCAAAUGUAUGCUAAAUUUGGACUCGGCAACAAGACUGUUGAGAUAUGUCUUUCUUUCAGCAUUGUGAGAGAAUGUGAAUGCACAGUAAGAUACCAUCUGUAGAGGUUCCAUCUUUAUUCGCGUCAUAAAAGCUGAUAGUAGUCGAUUUCAACCACAUAAAAUAUGCAUCCAGGGUUAAAUUAAAUAUUAUCAGAAACAUGUUGAGUCGUUUUCACCGCUUUCUAUUUCCAUACAACCGGUCAAACGUGUGUUAUUUGUAAAUUUGGCACGAACAUUUUCCCCGUUUUUUUUUUUGUAUUGCCUUUUCUCCCUAGUCCCUUAACGUCUUCGCUUCGCAAAAGAAGCAGAAUUGACAGAGAACUUUACCGAUGUCAAUUAGAUUGAAGCUUUCAUCCUAUCGAUUUAUGACAUUCCGGUGAACGUGUUUAUUUAGUCUUCAAUUGCAACAUGUAAUGACAGAAGAGAAGCUACAUGUAUCUAAUUAUAGACAAGUUGACUAACAAAUAGGCUACCAACAUGUCGGAAAUUGGAAGCAGAAACGUAUCUAAAUCAGACCCAAUAAAAAUCCUGCACCCCCUGUCAAAAAAUCGUUCUGCUGUCUCUGAAUGUAGCUUCAUUUUCUAUAUUAUCGGGUUAGGGUCAGAUGCGGGCCUCAGAUUUUCACUCUAUAAAAUAUUUUCUAGGUGUUGCGGGUGGGACAUUUGCAAUUACGGCGCAACACUAGUGUGCACAGUGACGCCUGUUAUACAUGCAUGGCGCCAAACGUCUGCUUGUGUGUGUGAGAGAGACAUUUUUCUCCAAAGGACCCCAUUAAUUUACCACUUUGGAUGAGCAGUGUCUUUACAUUCGCACUGUGAUAGUGCGGCUGGGCUGGGCUGGAUAGUAGCAUCCACUUGAACCACGUAUUUAGAAAUCACCCAGUUUUCCUAACUGCAACAAACUUACAUUUUUCAAAUGACUCAAGGUAAAUAAAAAAUGUAAAACUCGGUUUCUAUUUGUCAAUUUUAUGAAUGGAUCAGAUCAUUUCGAAGUUGACACGAACAUUAUUAUUCAACUUGAAAGAUCGUAUUAGAACAUUGGCUUGAUAAGCGUUACAUGCAAACUCCUUAUUCUAUUUUUCUCAUGUUUUGAUUUUGUCUGUCAUUUCCUCUGGAGGGAGACAAUUUUUAAUCCGAGUCUGGGAAACAAGGUAACCGUAUCUAAUCUCAGAGCUGUUUGUGUGUGCCAAUCCGCACGCCUAGUCAAAAGGUUGGAAUAUUUGAAGCCUUUGAAACUAUUAAUAUAUAAUCGUUAAGUGGGAGACUGCCUCCUCCAAUGUUUUGCUGAGACCUUGUUGCAAUUUUGUAUUUAAUUUAGCUGUAGCUAUCUAGCUGCUUUGAAAUCUGAAUGUUUCAAUAUUUAAAUGGCAUAAUGAUUCAUCCAAUCACUCAGCAGUGUCAGCACAAUGUACAGUAACCCGCCCGAGGAUUAGGACAACAAAGGGAUCAUUGAAGUUAACAUAAUAGCAUUAUUUUCAUUAAGAUUUUAUGUUAUGUUAUUAUUCUUUUAUAUACUUACCGGAACCAAUGUCUUUGUCAGAGACAAUAGGAUAUGGUCUAUGCCUUUGGCAGCAGAGUUAAUGCUAUAAUUUAAAUUAUAAACUGGGUGGUUUGAGCCCUGAAUGCUGAUUGGCUGACAAUCGUGGUAUAUCAGACGGUAAACCACAGGUGUGAUAAAACAUGUAUUUUUACUGCUCUAAACUGAUAACCAGUUUAUAAUAGCAAUAAGGCACCUCAGGGGUUUGUGAUAUAUGGCCAAUAUAUCAUGGCUAAGGGCUGUAUCCAGGCACUCCGUGUUGCGUCGUGAUUAAGAAAAGCCCUUAGCCGUGGUAUAUUGGCCAUAUACCACAACUCCGUGGGCCUUAUUGCUUAAUUAUAAUAUUUUUAUAGGCUACCUGGGGGCGGCAGCUAGUGGUUAACGCGUUGGGCUAGUAACCAAAAGGUUGCUAGAUCGAAUCCCCCGAGCUGACAAGGAAAAAAUCUGUCGUUCUACCCCUGAACAAGGCAGUUGACUCACUGUUCCUAGGCCGUCAUUGUAAAUAAGAAUUUGUUCUUUAACUGUCUUGCCUAGUUAAAUAAAGGUUAAAUGUAAUAUAUAUAUAUAGUAUCUAAAAAACACAAUUAAUUGUAUUCAUAUUGUAUUUUUUUUUUUAUAAUGGACAGAUUUUUGGUUCAUGCAUAUCCACACUGGCGUUGUUGUUAUUGACUAUUUAUUUAGAAGCUCUUGUCAGGUCCCAAUUCUGACUAUUUAUUUAGAAGCUCUUGUCAGGUCCCAAUUCUGACUAUUUAUUUAGAAGCUCUUGUCAGGUCCCAAUUCUGACUAUUUAUUUAGAAGCUCUUGUCAGGUCCCAAUUCUGACUAUUUAUUUAGAAGCUCUUGUCAGGUCCCAAUUCUGACUAUUUAUUUAGAAGCUCUUGUCAGGUCCCAAUUCUGACUAUUUAUUUAGAAGCUCUUGUCAGGUCCCAAUUCUGACUAUUUAUUUAGAAGCUCUUGUCAGGUCCCAAUUCUGACUAUUUAUUUAGAAGCUCUUGUCAGGUCCCAAUUCUGACUAUUUAUUUAGAAGCUCUUGUCAGGUCCCAAUUCUGACUAUUUAUUUAGAAGCUCUUGUCAGGUCCCAAUUCUGACUAUUUAUUUAGAAGCUCUUGUCAGGUCCCAAUUCUGCAGGGUCGUGUUCAUAAAGCACCAAUUGGAACAGAACAGCAUGAAACAUGAAGGGGCUACCUGAACUUUUAGGAAAUUAGGAUAUGCUUACUUCAGUUUUCUGUUGCAAAAGACACACCCCAGAUUUCAAUUCUCUUUACAGCCUCUGAUGUUGGCAUAGCUGUAAUUUAACAGGAAAUAUUAAAUUGCAUCUUUCGAAGUUAGAAGACAUCCCUAAGUGAUCAAUUGAUCAAAUGUUGCACUCUUACCAGUUCGCCCCUUGAUUGAAAUGUAUACAGCUAUCCUGCCUCUUGGUCAGAUUCAUGUAAUAAGUGUGUCUAACUUGCGUUGCUUCAAUGUCAGUCAUUAGCUAAUGAAUCCUGUACUGUAUGUUGGUGUGGAGGGAAAAAUGUCACUGGUAACAUUUACUUGUCCUAAUUUCUCAUCAUUGUACAUACUUUAUUUGCAUUUUUUUAUAUAUAUUUCUUGUUGGAAGUAGUAUUGUAAAUUGAACUUUAACAAGCUAGUAAAAUAAAAUGCUCAUCACAAAA
Messenger RNA from Salvelinus fontinalis (brook trout), 15976 nucleotides. RefSeq names its product phosphatidylinositol 3,4,5-trisphosphate-dependent Rac exchanger 1 protein-like. Gene Ontology annotation, biological process: intracellular signal transduction. The record is from RefSeq and is a predicted model, not a curated record. The coding region runs from base 479 to 5329 and encodes 1616 amino acids. The transcript has 40 exons. Gene Ontology annotation, molecular function: protein binding; guanyl-nucleotide exchange factor activity. NCBI's taxonomy places the organism in Eukaryota, Metazoa, Chordata, Actinopteri, Salmoniformes, Salmonidae.